ACGUUUACAGUAAAAGUUGUCACUAGUUACCGCAGCCACAAAGCGUUUAAGUCUUCAUUUAAGGUUAAGCAUAAGGUUAGCAGUGUGGUUAAGGUUAUGUUUAAAACCAGAUUUUUAAGAAAUUGAAGGAAUAGUCAGGGUUUAGUAAUAGUUAUGACUUUGUGGCUGUGGUAACUAGUGGCGACCGUAAAAGAGGGUGCCUGAUUUCUCGACCACUGAUGAUGACGCAACCACGGCUCUGCAGCCAUAGCAGCCAAACACGACGGCGUAAACAAAAACGGAUUCCAGAAAUAUUUUUCUCACUGAAGAGAUCUUCAUGAAGGAAUAUUACAUUUCCUUUUUUGAAAUAGGGUUGGGUUUACCUGAAACUUGUCCCAACAAAGCCAGCUGUACGUGAAACUAGCUACGGUCGCUAGCAGCGCCUAAACGCUGGCGUUAGCUAGCUGCAUUGUAUACUAGCUAGGUUAGCUAACUGACGUUAGCUAGUUAACUGUCUUGCCGCUAUCUUUUGCAGUUUGGGAAAAUACUAUACAUAAUAAUAGUUUGCUAGUGUAGUUUAGCAAGGAAACUUACCCGCUAAUGUUAUUAGCUAGUUCUAGCUAACGUUACAAGCGGGACAAUAUUUGUAUUGCUUUUAAAUAUUUUUUAAUGAAUUGUUAUCUUAUUAACACUUUGUUUUAGCUAGCUAUUUGUGUAGGUAGAUAUCAAGUAAAUACAAUGAUAUAGUUAAAGAAGCAACAAGUACACUCACUAGUACUGACAGUACUAGCUGUGUCGCUAGAGUUUUUAGUUUGACAAUCCAACGAUGUCUAAGAAUGGCACUUUUAUUGGCCCCUAGGCCUAACUCAUGCAGUUGUAUGAUGAUAAUGAGCUGAAAUGCCGACUGGAGGCAUUUGAUCCAUUCAGAAUCGCUGCUACAUGACUCGUUUCCGCCAUUUAUCUGCGUUUGGACAGCAAUGUUUAGUCUGAUGGCGAAUUGUUGCAACUGGUUGAAACGCUGGCGGCAGCCCGCAAGGAAAAUAACACUGGUGAUGGUCGGACUUGACAACGCCGGGAAGACUGCUACAGUACGCGGGAUCCAGGGAGAGAGCCCAGAGGACGUGGCCCCUACGGUAGGCUUCUCCAAGGUGGAUCUGAAGCAGGGGAAGUUUGAGGUCACCAUCUUUGACCUGGGCGGAGGGAAGAGAAUCAGGGGCAUCUGGAAGAACUACUACAGCGAGUCGUACGGGGUGGUGUUCGUGGUGGACUCCAGUGAUGUGCAGAGGAUCCAGGAGACCAGGGACACCAUGGCUGAGGUCCUACGACACCCUCGCAUCGCUGGGAAACCUGUCCUAGUAUUGGCUAACAAGCAGGAUCGGGACGGGGCAUUGGCUGAGGCAGACAUCAUCGAGAACCUGUCAUUGGAGAAGCUAGUGAACGAGAACAAGUGUCUCUGUCAGAUCGAGCCGUGUUCUGCUGUUCUGGGCCGUGGUAAGAAGGGGGACAAGUCCAUCAGGAACGGACUCAACUGGCUGCUCAACAACAUCGCUAAAGACUACGAAGCCAUCUCUGAACGCGUCCGGAAGGACACGGCCGAACAGAGGGCUCAGGAGGAACAGGAGAAGAAAGAGAGACAGGAGAGAGUACGGAGGAUACGGGAGGAGAGAGACCGUCAGGAGAGAGAGGAGGCGGAGAGGGAGGGUCGGACACUGCAGGAGGAGGAGGAGACCGACGACGUACCCAGCCCCUUCCAGCCAAUAGGCAACGUCAUCAAUGAGAAUGAAGACAAGCUGAAGAAGAGACAGACAGGAGGGCAGGGUGGGGGUGCCAACGAUGCCAGCGAAGGAGGGCAGGAAGAGGAAGAGGAGGAGGAGGAAGAGGACAGCGAGAGACAGACUCCAGAGAGCAGCGCAGUAUCAGUGGAGCAGACUAAGAAGAAGACUAGUAAACUGAGACUGAAGAGGAAACACAGAGUGGACCCUCUGAGGACGGAGGAAACAGCGGGCCCCGAGAGCCCCACACCUCCACCACUACCUGUGGGAUGGGCUACUCCCAUAAUGUCUCGGCUUCCCAAACUGGAGCCUCUUGGCGAUAGGAGCCGAUCUGAGUUCUUCGGCAAGCCCCUCCCCCCUGUGGCCAACCGCCAACAACGACCUAACAGCGACACUCAUGAUGUCAUAUCCUAGCCCCUCCCCUCCCGUGGCCAACCACCAACAACGACCUAACAGCGACGUUCAUGAUGUCAUAUCCUAGCCCCUCCCCUCCCGUGGCCAACCGCCAACAACGACCUAACGGCGACGUUCAUGAUGUCAUAUCCUAGCCCCUCCCCCCCCAUGGCCAACCGCCAACAACGACCUAACAGCGACGUUCAUGAUGUCAUAUCCUAGCCCCUCCCCCCCCGUGGCCAACCGCCAACAACGACCUAACAGCGACGUUCAUGAUGUCAUAUCCUAGCCCCUCCCCCCCCUGUGGCCAACCGCCAACAACGACCUAACGGCGACGUUCAUGAUGUCAUAUCCUAGCCCCUCCCCCCCCGUGGCCAACCGCCAACAACGACCUAACAGCGACGUUCAUGAUGUCAUAUCCUAGCCCCUCCCCCCCCGUGGCCAACCGCCAACAACGACCUAACAGCGACGUUCAUGAUGUCAUAUCCUAGCCCCUCCCCCCCCUGUGGCCAACCGCCAACAACGACCUAACGGCGACGUUCAUGAUGUCAUAUCCUAGCCCCUCCCCCCCCGUGGCCAACCGCCAACAACGACCUAACAGCGACGUUCAUGAUGUCAUAUCCUAGCCCCUCCCCCCCCUGUGGCCAACCGCCAACAACGACCUAACAGCGACGUUCAUGAUGUCAUAUCCUAGCCCCUCCCCCCCCUGUGGCCAACCGCCAACAACGACCUAACAGCGACGUUCAUGAUGUCAUAUCCUAGCCCCUCCCCCCCCUGUGGCCAACCGCCAACAACGACCUAACAGCGACGUUCAUGAUGUCAUAUCCUAGCCCCUCCCCUCCACCAGGCUACUCCUUCCUUACCUGAUUGGUUUUUCCAACCCCAAGCCCCACCUUCAAUUCAAACAACAUUAUUUGUCCUCUGAAGACAAUUAUAUUAGGCUUUGACCUGACCCCUUAUCUUUAUAUUAGGACCUGACCCCUUAUCUUUAUAUUAGGACCUGACCCCUUAUCUUUAUAUUAGGACCUGACCCCUUAUCUUUAUAUUAGGACCUGACCCCUUAUCUUUAUAUUAGGACCUGACCCCUUAUCUUUAUAUUAGGACCUGACCCCUUAUCUUUAUAUUAGGACCUGACCCCUUAUCUUUAUAUUAGGACCUGACCCCUUAUCUUUAUAUUAGGACCUGACCCCUUAUCUUUAUAUUAGGACCUGACCCCUUAUCUUUAUAUUAGGACCUGACCCCUUAUCUUUAUAUUAGGACCUGACCCCUUAUCUUUAUAUUAGGACCUGACCCCUUAUCUUUAUAUUAGGACCUGACCCCUUAUCUUUAUAUUAGGACCUGACCCCUUAUCUUUAUAUUAGGACCUGACCCCUUAUCUUUAUAUUAGGCUUUGACCUGACCCCUUAUCUUUAUAUUAGGCUUUGACCUGACCCCUCACCCCCAAAUCACAGUUUCUUUGGUUUCUUUUCAAAGUACGUGCUGUAUAGAGGUCUACAGACUUCACCAGCAGCAGAGAAGACGCUCCCAAGACCAAGGAACCGCCGCCACCGUCGUCCUCGAGCUCACAGGACUACGAUGGUGGAGCGGACUGGGUGGGCCCUGGAGAGAGACGGAGGAUGAACGGGUGGGCCCUGGGGAGAGACGGAGGAGGACUGGGUGGGCCCUGGGGAGAGACGGAGGAGGACUGGGUGGGCCCUGGGGAGAGACGGAGGAGGACUGGGUGGGCCCUGGAGAGAGACGGGGGAUGAUUG
Molecule: messenger RNA, 3895 nt
Organism: Salvelinus fontinalis (brook trout)
Lineage: Eukaryota; Metazoa; Chordata; Actinopteri; Salmoniformes; Salmonidae
Product: ADP-ribosylation factor-like protein 13B
Exons: 10
Coding region: 957-2165 (402 amino acids)
Biological process (GO): non-motile cilium assembly; receptor localization to non-motile cilium
Cellular component (GO): non-motile cilium; ciliary membrane; motile cilium
Molecular function (GO): GTPase activity; GTP binding
Source: RefSeq, a predicted model, not a curated record